CCAAAAGCUUCUUCAUUCCAAGCAUCAGUGAAUUACGCCGAAGCUUCAUCUGCAAUUGUCUAACCUUCCUGUCAUCACGGACGCGCAUGAUCUCUUUUCUCGCUCCUUCUUUUCGCCGACUGUUACCCUACUCGAUUGACGUUCACCGGUUUCCUUCAUCAACAUAACAAUUCCACCCGUCUCCACAGCCAGAGAAUCAGCAUAUCGCAACAACAUCACCAAUUAUGUUCGAGCAGCUUCACUCUGGCGAGCUUCAGCUGCGUGAUAUCGGAACGUUCAUACUGGAAGGUCGUUGUAGCAACAGUAUCCAAGCACGACGCGGACAUCAUCACACACCCAACCUCUCAGAGAAUGCACAAAAGAUCCGCAAGCGCUUCGCAGAUCUAUGGCAAAAAUGUAUAAGCCUCCAAAGCGUUUGCCCAUGCCAUAUUUGGUGUUUCGGUAGCUGGGCUUACGACAGCGGUCUGCGCCCAAACUCUCGCACUUGCCAUCUCCUGGAGCGAAUUCUGUUGAAAGAUGACCGCAUUUCCAAUCCUUAUCUUACAUGGAGCCGUCAGGAUCUGGUAUCCGCCUUGAUGCAACGAAAGGAACAGCUGCCAAAGAACUCAAGCAGAGUCUCUUAUCGUUUAAGCCUCGAAGCCGCCGACCAGAAUCGCUGGGUACCUUUCAUGAAGCUCCCUAGCGAGAUCCGUAUGAUGGUAUACGAGAAUAUCAUGCAAGUCGACUUCGGCAAAGAGAUUUCUGCGAAAGAAAAUUCGAAAUUCAGCCCGCCAAUAAUGUCAGUGAGUCGACAGGUUCGACGCGAGGCCACUACAAUCUUACUUCAAAACUUGAGAACCACCGACAUCCGACUCCAUGAAGGCUUCGAAUUGGCUCUGCCUGAUGUAAUUCCUCAGUUCGGGCUCGACAAGAUUGAUCGGUCAUGGCUCAAGCAUCUCGGGCCUCAGAAGAUUACAGAAUUUCGUACAACCAUCAUCGAGGGCGACUCUACGAACAGACUUUGCGAGAUCAAGAUCGAUCUGACCUGCAUAGAUACUAGAAGUUGGAAAUACCGGCAGAUUCUUGCUUGUGACUUCAAUUGCCCACUCAGAUGGCGUAAUAGAUGUACUUUGGGCUGGUGGAACCCAUCAUGCCGUGGUCCACUGUCUGCAUCUGAGCUGCGGCCAGUACAAGUUGCUAUGGAUCAAUUUGUAGAUCUUUGCGGAGGAGCGAAGAAAGUCAGACCUACCAUCGAGGGCCUAGAUAUAUUGGCAAGAGCUGUGAUGAUGCUACGCAUCUGAAGGCAAGGCAAGAAGAGAUGGCAGGCCUGCAAACGGUCUCGUCUACGCGAACAGAUCCACACGAUAACAACUACCACAACACAGGAAGCAGGUGGCCGUAGGAAACAACCACGAAAAUUUCUUUUUAGCAAUGGAGAAAACCCAGGAUCCAGGG
This is a messenger RNA of Aureobasidium pullulans EXF-150, 1434 nucleotides long. RefSeq lists its product as uncharacterized. The record is from RefSeq and is a predicted model, not a curated record. The transcript has 2 exons. NCBI's taxonomy places the organism in Eukaryota, Fungi, Ascomycota, Dothideomycetes, Dothideales, Saccotheciaceae. Bases 225 to 1280 code for a protein of 351 amino acids.